AUGAAUCUUCUGCUUCAUCUUCUUCACGGUGUGGUUGCCACCUUCUUCUACGACGCUGCUGUUGCAGAAACCUUCAGCCAUGUGGUUUACAACCACAACUCCAGGUGCGUUGCUUAUAAAGCCCUGCCUGCGUGCUUUGGGCCACCGCUCCCGGUGGAAGGGCUGGCAGGGCAUAUGAUCAGGGUGACACCACCGAAAGCUUGCCAUGCAAUAGAGCAUCCUCCAGCAACCAGUAACGCCUCCGAGACAUAUAUUGCACUCAUACAGGGGUCUGGCUGCUCUUUCGUUGAGAAGGUUCUCCACGCGCAGCAGGCUGGAUACCACGCUGCUGUGGUCUACAAUGCGGAUUCAGAGAAGCUGAUGAACAUGGUGUCUGAUAAGGAAAGCCAGCAGCAGAUUGAGAUACCAUCGCUCUUCACUGGAGAAUCUGUCUUCCUUCACUUGCAAAGGACUUUGCGUUAUGAGAAAGGGGCAUGCAUCAGCCUUAUACCCCCCAAACACUCUUCCAAUCGUUGUCAAGAUGCUGCUAAAGUUUUAUGGGACACAGCUUGGCAGUACUGGCUGCUCCUGAUGAAAUACCCCUCUUACUACAUCCUGCACUGCAUCGCACAGGAGUUUGGAUUCAUGUUGCAUGUGGUCAUCAUCGCCACCAUCCCGCUUGUGGUUGGCCUGAGCUGGUACAAGAAAGCCCACCGGAUAACGGUGCGCACUUACCAGCGGGGAGACAAGUACGAAACCUGCGUGAUCUGCAUGGCGGAGUUCGAGGCAGGCGACCAGCUGAAGGUCCUGCCCUGCUCCCAUGCUUACCACCGUGCCUGCAUUGACACCUGGCUGCACACCCAGCCUGGGAAGAAGACGUGUCCCUUCUGCAAGCAGCAGGUGAGCACCCGUGUGCAAUGUGUCCACCUGGACAUAAGAAAUAACCCACCAGAGCACGCUGGUGAGGGCUUGAAUGAGGAGGAAGAGGAAGAAGAGGAGGAAGAACAGAGCCAUGAGGACAGUGCAUUCCAAGAAGGACACGGGGACGAGUACGUUGAGGGGGAGAAAGAUGACUAUGCAAGCGCGGUGGAAGAGGAAGGGUUUGAUGACCUGGAAAACAGCACCGUUUGA
Molecule: messenger RNA, 1110 nt
Organism: Dromaius novaehollandiae (emu)
Lineage: Eukaryota; Metazoa; Chordata; Aves; Casuariiformes; Dromaiidae
Product: E3 ubiquitin-protein ligase RNF167-like
Exons: 1
Coding region: 1-1110 (369 amino acids)
Biological process (GO): ubiquitin-dependent protein catabolic process
Molecular function (GO): zinc ion binding; ubiquitin protein ligase activity
Source: RefSeq, a predicted model, not a curated record